Dermacentor silvarum is the source of this 6409-nucleotide messenger RNA. It is a transcript of the gene spn-E, whose product is annotated as ATP-dependent RNA helicase TDRD9. Gene Ontology annotation, molecular function: ATP binding; RNA binding. Gene Ontology annotation, cellular component: intracellular anatomical structure. NCBI's taxonomy places the organism in Eukaryota, Metazoa, Arthropoda, Arachnida, Ixodida, Ixodidae. Bases 144 to 4688 code for a protein of 1514 amino acids. The record is from RefSeq and is a predicted model, not a curated record. The transcript is spliced from 35 exons.
UGGUUGAACGGUCGAGCCUGUCGAGCGUCCCAAAGCGAACGCUUCCGACGCAGCAUUCGUCAGCCUAUUUCUGUAGUCUGCGCCAAGACGCCAAACCAAGGUAAAGAAAGCGAUCUGCAGCGAAGUCCAUCACGCUGGGAACGAUGGUCGGCGCGGAGCGUCAGCAGCCGCACCGCCACGAGAUGGUGGUGGACCAGGGUCCACGAGAACCGGUUCAGUCGGACGGCACGUCUGCGGACUCGAGUUCCGGCCCCGAAGACCGAGAGUCAGCGCAGGGAACCCGAGCAGCCGCCAUGGCCGAGAAGACGGCGGCCCAGAUCACGCUCGACGACAUACUGACCGUCUUCAGCGCCACAAAGACGGCCAAGAAGGUCGUGUCGAACCAGAAGCUCUUCACUCCACCGCAGCCGUCGUCCGACGCCAUCAAAGCCCUCGAGCAGCCGAAGAGAGAGUUCUCCAGCGGGACGGGCUAUGCCAAAGAAUACCGAGAUAAGGAGCUGCAGCUGUUGAAGCAGUUGGAGCCAGUGGGGCUGACGGGACUGUCGAGGCCACCUAAGGAUGCAGCAGGCGACGAUCUCCUUGAUGUGGCGGGGUCUCACGCCGGCCAGUCUGCCGCCCUUUCGGACUUGGCGGUGGAGAGCACCCAGCAGAUCUACGCCACCUACUGCAAUCAGGCGCACGUUCCAAACAUAGACCUGCCAAUCAUGGAGCACAAGGCAGAUGUGCUGCGGAUGGUGGACACGUACUCUACGGUGGUCAUCCGUGGAGCCACGGGCUGCGGCAAGACGACCCAGGUGCCCCAGUUUGUGCUGGACCACUGCGCCUCCAAGGGCGUCCACUGCAACAUCGUGGUGACGCAGCCGCGCCGGAUCGCAGCCAUCAGCGUGGCGCACCGAGUCUGCCAGGAGCGCCACUGGUCGCUGGGCAGCAUCGUCGGAUACCAGGUCGGCAUGGACAACCAGACGUCGGCCGAUACGAGACUGGCGUAUGUGACGACUGGCGUGCUGCUGGAGAGGCUCAUUGGCAAGAAGGACAUGAACGAUUACACGCACGUAAUUAUAGAUGAGGUGCACGAAAGAGACCAAGAAACAGACUUCCUCCUGCUUGUGGUGCGCAAGUUCCUGUGGUCCAACUCUCGUGGUGUCAAGGUGAUCCUUAUGUCAGCCACGAUCAACGUAGAGUACUUUGCGGAGUACUUCUCGUCGUCACUGUGUGAGCGACUGGUGUCAGCGCCAAUCAUUGAAAUUUCGGGCAAGAUGAAGGAGGUCAAGGAGUACUACAUUGACAGCCUGCGGACACUGGGCGAGCUUCCAGAGUUUGAUCCGGACGACCCCAGUAUCGCACCAGAGUCAUUUCGCAUUGCCCACCGUCUUAUCAAGGUCUUUGACAAGAUCGAAGCGGUGGAGCAAAAGGUUGAUGUGAACAAGGAGAGAUUUGCUCCGAAUCGCGGUGCUGUCCUUGUCUUCCUUCCCGGCUACGAAGAGAUCUCAGCGUUCACCGACAUGCUUCGAGAGGACUGUAUUUCGCUGAGGUGGACGAUACUCCCCCUGCACUCCACCGUGACUCAGCAGGAGCAGCAGUCUGUCUUUCUGGCUCCUGCCAAGGGGCACCGAAAGAUCAUUCUGUCAACGAACAUAGCAGAGAGCUCCAUCACCGUUCCAGACAUCAAGUACGUUAUUGACUACUGCCUGACCAAGUGCCUGGUGUGCGACCCGGAGACGAAGUACUCAUGCCUCAAGAUGGAGUGGGCAUCAAAGGCCAACUGCAAGCAGAGGCAAGGUCGUGCCGGUCGUGUGUCUGAAGGUCGCCUCUACCGCAUGAUACCUGAGCCCUUCUACAGGGACGUGCUGCCCGAGUAUGGCAUACCUGAAAUGCAGCGCUGCCCCUUGGAGCUGACUGUGCUGAAGGUGAAGAAGCUGGCACUGGACGAGCCUCGGGCCAUGCUGGGCCUCUGUCUGGACCCGCCAGACCUGGGUGACAUUGAGCGAGCCAUUCUGGUCCUCAAGGAGGUGAGCGCCUUGACGACAGUUAUUGGCGGCACCUUCUACCCUUAUGAUGGCGAGCUCACCUUUGUGGGCAAGGUCAUGGCCCAACUGCCCAUGGACGUCUGCCUCAGCAAGAUGAUCCUGCUUGGGUUCGUCUUUGGUGUGAUGGAGGACUGCAUCAUCAUGGCGGCGUGCCUCUCAAUCCAGUCCAUGUUUUCGAGGCCCUUCCAGAAGAUGCUUGAAGCAUACAAAUCUCGCAUGGCAUGGGCGGAGGGAUCGUUCAGUGACUGCUUGGCCAUGCUGAAGGCCUACAAGGUGUGGCAGAGCAUGCGGAUGCAGGGCGUGUUCGCCAGGCGCGGGGGCCUGAACGAGCGCGAGUGGGCCUCGCGCAACUUCCUUCAGCUUAAGCGCCUCCUCGAGGUGGAGCAGCUGGUGCGGGAGAUCCAGAUGCGGCUGGUCAAGUUCAACAUCCACUGCCUCGACCGUCCCAACCGGCCCCCGGUGGACCAGGACCAGCACCUCGUCAUUCUCCGGAUGGUGAUCUGCGGUGCAUUCUACCCAAACUACUUCUACCAAGAGGACCUGGACGAGACGACCUGCUGCCGGGGCCUCGUGACGGACCCCCUGUGCACGGUCAUGGUGCACGGCAUCCCGCAGAACCAGGGGGUGCUGUACGACCACGCCCUGCGCUCCCUGCUCGCGCCGUGCAGCAGCCGCAUGAAGAUAGUCUUCGAGGAGUCGCGCGCCGCCAUCGAGUUCCUGCAGAAGGAGCGCCGCGACGGAGUCCUGCCCGCGGUCUACACGGCCAUCAAGAUGCGUCAGCUGCGGCUGCCCCUCGAGCUGUCCCUGUUCCGGCCCGAGGACGCCAAGGUGAAGCUGGAGCGGCUGCAGAGGCUGCGCAGCCUCGAGGGCAGCGAUGGCAAUGGCGACGCCGAGAAGCGGCUCAAGUCCAACCGCUUGGUCGUGGUGCCCCGCACGGACACCCUCAAGACGGUCGCUCUGCCACCAGCGAGUCAGAUAACAGUCAACAUGUACUGUACUCACGUGGUGGACUGCGGCCACUUCUACGCCCGAUACUCGGACCAGUCAUCCCAGCUUGUGGAGCAGCACAUGAACGAGAUAAUAAACCACAACUCUGGCAAGAACUUAAAACCCCUGACAACCCAGCCAGCCCCCGACAUGCUGGUGCUCGCACCGUUCCGGGGAGCCUACUACCGGGCGAGGAUCGAGGAGACACUCGAAAACAAAUCAGUGAGGGUGUUUUUCCUUGAUUACGGCAAUACCGAGAACAUUGGCGUUGCCAUGCUCAGGAACAUCGACCCGGAGACGCACGAAGACGUUCUUAUCACGCCAGCUCAGGCGUUCGAGUGCAAGCUAGCAGAAGUGCGGCCUGCAGCCAUGACCAGCGGGAAGGACCAGUGGACGAAGCCUGCCCUGGAGCUGUUUAGCCGUUUAGUCGUGGGACAGUACCUCGUGGGUCGGGUGUACUCGGUCGUUGACAAUGUCGUUCGCCUGCAUCUGAUAGUGGGCAGUGGGCCGUCGCAAGUCAACGUCAACGACGAGCUAGUGAAACGUGGCUUCGCUGACUACUGCGAGGAAAACUUCCUUUCCAAGAGAAACCACCAGCUGCGAGAGAGGGUGGAGUCCUACCACCAGUCGCUUACUUCAGAGGCGGUCGACCCGUGCAUCAUAGAGACGAUGGACGAAGUUGACUCCACCAAGCUGGACACUGGCAUGAUGCAGAUGUCGUCGCGCAAGGCCAAGUUGCAUGGACCAUUCAGUCCCUUGGAGUCGAGGCUUGUCGGAAUGUCGAAGCUGUGCUCCCUCAGGGGCGUGCGCGUCGACCGCAACAGUGUCAACUCCGUGCUGCUGAACGGAGAGCCCCAAAACCGGCACCCAAGACUCCUCGUCGCGGGUACUGUGAGCCAGAGCUCUACAAGUGACCACGUUUCGCUGCGUAACACGACCCUCAUGCCCUCCGUGCCUGGGCUCCACUGCCUCAUGCCGUUACUGUUUGCUCCCUAUUGUGAGCUCAGGGUGAAUGCAGAACGGUCGGAGUACACGGGCGCGCUUUGCGGCCUGGGCUACGAAGCAGCAUCGAACUUGCCGCUCUACCCAGAGCAUGACCUCGAGGUGUCUUUUGACAUUGGCUUCACUGAUGAAGACCUUUUUAUGGUCAACAAGGUGCGCAUGAUGAUCAACCUCGUCCUGCGUUCUGACCCGGGCAUGUCCGUCGUCGGCUGGAACGGUGCCGGUCUUGCAAACUGCCAGGACAGGGCGCGGCGGUACCUUCUCGACCUGAUGAGCCGUAAGCGGCAGUCGAUCGAGCCCCGACUGGCCCCGCGGCGUUACACGUGGAACCUGGUGCAAGAGGAGUGGCGCGUGCAUGCCAUCGUGGACGGCAUGUUGGCAGCGGAGGACAACGUGCUGCCCCUGCUGGACGGGGUCACGCUAGAGCCGUCGCUCAACAACCUGCGCGUGCUCCGCAAGAAGCUACAGGACCUGCACGUGCUAGCCAGCAACUGUCGCACCUCAACCGAGCGCAUGCUGCGUUGUCCCGUGUGCGACGUGAUGUCGCUGAACCCGUACGACCUGCUGCAGCACCUGCGUACCAAGAGCCACUUGGACAAGGAGCGGCAGGUGCUCGACCUCUUCGAACGGUACUCUGUGGAUGCGGGGCAACAACCGUCACUGCAUAACUAGGAGAAAUUGGCAUCGCCAGAUGGUCUUCAAAGCUGCUGCUGCAGCAGUCAUCGUUUAGGUUGCUAGGCAAACUGGCGGACACUUGGAAGUACACAUGAUUUGUUGCAAUUUACGCCUGACGAACGUUUAGAUGCAAGUUUUUGCUUGCGAAUAUGUUUAAAUGAGCUCUUCUAUGAAGCGCUAUGUCAUGAACGGUGUUGUAUUUCGUGCCACGCGAAGGUGUAUGCGCGAAAUUAUUUUUCUGUUACUGCAUUGUUUGGAUAGUGUAAUGGCUUUUUGUCAUUACAGUUAAUAAUUACAGCGUUGAAAUGCAAUGCAAAAGUAUUCAGUGUCCCUCAGUCUUCAUGGCCGCACUGUCGGCCCACAGUAGUUCAUUUCAUCUUGCCGAGUAAUUAAAAAGAAUUAAAGCUUCCACAUCCAACGCGGUGUUACUGAUGGGGGUGCACUUUCUUUGUAAAGGCAGCACCCCCCUUGGAGAUUAAUGUUCUAACCUUGUUUGUUUGUUUUGGUUUUAGUGUGCAGGCGUGCGUGUUUGUACUUCAAUAAUGUGCACAAGUUGUGCAUGUGGUUUAUGCGUGUGUGUGCGUAUGUGUAGAUGCGUUUACUUGUAGCAAAAUGGCGGCCUAUGCGCACAAGUAAUGUGCACAUCGUUUUUUUUUUUCUCUUUAGUUUUAACGACUGCUUGCUGGCAGGCGCUCGCUGUGAAAAUGAUUUGUUUAGCUCAUUUUUUUUUUCUCUGUAUUUGGCUGCCGAAACCAUCAUUAACUCAUGACUCAUAUUGUUGUAAUGGGAUUCAGUUCGUCUUGUAGAGCAACUCAACAAAUGCCACACAAAUAUACAAAAAAUAAGAAAACAAAAAACUAAUUGCGGAUAGCACUAUGGUCUUUGUGUUUUUGCCUUGUUUAUGCUGUGUUGCUCCACAAGAUGAAUUUGAAAUCAGCUAGCCCGACUUGCCAUCUCAUUCUAGGACUCAGUGUUUGAAAUCAACAUGUACAGUACCUGAAUAUUACAAGAUUACAAGUGCUUCAUUAUUAGUUAAUUGAAAACUGUGCAAUUCUAACAUCGUCGUACUGGAAUCCUACAUUGUAGCUUUUGUCUUCUGAAAUAUUCUUCCUUAGACUGCAAGCCCCUUCCCAAAGUAGCUUUAGUUAGUAUAAACUCUUGGAACAUGACUGCAUUAUGUAGCUCAUUUGUAAUUUGUUAUGGGGGGGAAAUGAGUAAGGCUGCAUAGAGGAUACUACAGCUAAUACGUGAAUGUUCAUUUCUUAAUGACUGUGCAAGAAAUGAGGCAGCUUGGGAUUUCAGUGAUUUGGUCAUCACUUGUCGCUGGGAACUAUCUGGCUUCUGUUUGUUACGACAUAUUUUAGUCUCUAUUUUAGUCCUUUUUUAUUUGAUAGUUUGAUGCUCUUUUCAUUGCGUACAUGUUGCCACGACAUUUGUGUCUGCCAGUAACUGGCUUUCAUUACCAGUGUUUGCUGCUCAUACAAAUUAAUGCACAUACAAUCAGUCUUGAGCAUAAGCAUGGUAUAAAGCCACAACGGGUUUUAGUUUUGUUGUCAUAUCAGUAGUCACAAGCCUGUGAUCACUUUAGCCAAGCGUUGUCUUACUCGGGCAUAAAUGUUCACAUUACGCAUCGCCAUUGCAUUUGUUGAUACAUUUCCAGACCUCUUGGAAUCUGUGGAGAUUGCAUUUGAGUUUGUUAAUAAAAAGCAAGCACGAAA